CGUCCGGCGACGGCCGCCUCUGUUUCCCGAUCUCGCAUCUCCCUCCUCCCCUUCUCCUCCUCCUCCCUCCUCUUCGUCUCCCUCCUCCUCGGCCUCCUCCUCGACAUCGCCUUCGUCGGCGCCCUCAAAUUCCUCGUCCGCCGACCUCGCCCAGUCUACAACCGCGACAUGAGCCUCGUCGUCGCCGUUGAUCACUGGUCUUUUCCCAGCGGCCACUCUUCUAGGGUUUUCUUCGUCGCUUCGUUUCUGUUUUUGGUUGGUGGGGCCGGGGACGGGGUUGUUGCUGCGGUUUUUGUUUGGGCGGCGGCGACGGCGGCGUCGAGGGUUUUGAUGGGGCGGCAUUUUGUUAUGGACGUGGUCGCCGGGGCCGGCUUGGGGGCCGUGGAGGGGGUCAUCACUCACCGCUUCUUGAAAUUUUGACAUCAAAUGCUCAAUUGCCAUAGUACGAGGUGAGCAAGGCAGCCUGCACAACUUGCUAAGUGUAAGAGAAUGCUUACAAAAAGUUCCCAAUUCCAAACUUGUUUGAGACUAUUUCAACUCUUGGCAAAAUUCCAUCUUUUUCGUAGUUACGGACUGCAUGGUUUCACAUAUGCCAGAAGAGUUCUUUUAAAAAAUUACAAUUUUAUUUCUUAAACCCGUUUGAAUGGAAAUAGCUAUAGCAUAUAUGAGUGUUACCCAUAUUCAUAUCCACGUUGAUAGAGAGUAUACACUUGUAGAUAUGGAUUAUGUUUUUCUAAAAGUAUUUCUUUAUUAUAAACAGCCGUGAGAAUGGAUCAAAAUGUCAGAAAAAAAAUCCUCAUUUAUUUACACUAAAAGAUCCUACAAGAUGAAAUGCAUGAACUUUAUUGGCACUAAACAGGGUAUUAUGAGAUUCAAUUUAGUAAUUGUUCUGGAAGAGAGAACUCUUAUGGAAAUAUAUAUACAAUAAUAACAAUUUAAAAUGAGGUAUGUGAUAUAGGGUUUAUGGUAAACAGGAUAUGUGUUGUUACUUAUGUUGUACUUGGUAGUUGGUAGUGUUGGGUACUUGAGUUUAUCUGGCAGUAACUGAAUUCAGAUUCAGAUAUUUAAGUGCAUCUAUCUUUGAUUUGCAUUUGUGUACAAUGUCUGUGUACAAAAAAGACAGACACGAGGCUCUGAAUUUCAUUAGGAAUUAUAAGUGAUUUAACUCUUGCAUUUUGAUAGGGAGAUAUCCUUUGGAACAAUCGUUUCCAAAUUUUAAAUCGUAACAAGUGUAUACCUCUUUUGAGCUUAGAAGAAACUUUUUGAUCUUAGUACAAGCUGAAGGUGUUUCAUAUAAGAUAAAAACGCUUCUCCACCCCAAAAUUAAAAAGCGAAUUCCCCUCACCCCCAAGGCUUGAUCAACAUGCUAAAAACUCCCAAAUGCUUGUUGUGUGUUUCUCUCUUUCCUCUCCUUUUUUUUCUCUCCCCACUCCGUAGCCAUUACCAAUAAGCUCUCACUUCUCUUUUUUUCUCACUCUGCCCUUCCUCCCCUCCGACUUCAUAUUUCUUUAUCCUCUUCCCUAUACCCUUUAUAGUCCACCUCAUUCUACAAUCACCUCCCUCGUCUUUUUUGCCUGGGCCCACCACCCCAUUACCACCCUCAAACUCGUCUAAAAAUUUUCUCUUCUUUUCUCUCUUAAUCUCCUUCUAGCCCACCAUCAUACAUCCACUCAUAUCUUCCCUCCCUUCCCUCUUCAUUCAGUAACAUCAUAUAUCCAUUUCCUACCUCGGCUCCCUUCCCGUCUCCUCCUCCUACAACCACUACUUCGGCUUCUUUGAGACCACCAUCAUACAUUUAUUCACUAUCUCCUCUUCCUUUCCUCCGCUGAUUUCAAAUCUCCGCAUCCCUUCUGCCCUAUCCCGUCGACCCCCUCCUAUUUCGUCACCUCCCUUGUCUCGUCCAUCGUGCCCAUCACCCUUUUGCCCUCAAACUUGUCUCCGUAAUCUUCUUAAUUCCCUCUUAAUCUCUCAAAAUUAGGGUACGGGAAGACUACGGUAUGACUUAACAACAAAUGCAUAAAUUUAACACCUAAUGAGAUAAGUUUAACAAUCAAUAGAUACGCUGAACAACCGAUGAAAAAGCUUAAUAACAAAUGCUUAAGCUUAACAAUCAAUGCAUAGACUUAACAACUGACAAAAAAGCUUAACAAACGUAUUUUCUUAAUGACCAAUGCAUAAGUUUAACAAUCGAUUAACUGAUGAAAAGGCUUAACAACAAACACAUGAGCUUACCAACCAACGCAAAAGCAUAACAACUGACGCAAAAGCAUAACAACCAAUGAAUAAGCUUAACAACCGACGAAAAAGCAUUAACAAUCAAUGCAUAAGCUUAACGACUAACAAAAAAAUUUAACAACUAAUACAUAAAUUUAACAAGUAAUAAAAAAGCUUAACAAUAAAUACAAAAGCUUUACAAUCAAACUUAACAACAAUUGCAUAAGCUUAACAAUCAAUGAAUAAGCUUAACAACCAAUGAAAAGCUUAACAUCAAACGCAAAAGCUUAACAAACAAUGGUUGUUAAGCUUUUUCUUCAGUCGUUAAGCUUAUGUAUUGGUUGUUAAGCUUAUGUCUUUGUUACUAAGCUUAUUUGCUUGUUGUUAAGCUUUUCUGUCAGUUGUUAAGCUUGUGCAUUGGUUGUGAAGCUUAUGCAUUUGUUAAGCUUAAGCGCUUAUACGUUGGUUGUUAAGUUAAAGCAUUUGCUGUUAAGCUUUUUCAUCAGUUAUUCAGCAUAGCUAUUUGUUGUCAACCCUAUUUUAUUAGUUGUUAAGUUUACGCAUUUGUUGUUAAGUCAUGUCAUACCCAUCCCCAUAACUUAGUUUUGAGAGAUUAAGACGGAAAUUAAGAAAAUUAUGUGAACGAGCUUGAGGGCAGUGAGGGGUGAUGGGCCUAGGCGGAGGAGACAAGGGAGGUGACGAGGUAGGAGAGGGUGGACGGGAGAAAGAGUAAGGGAGGGGAUUUGGAGAUUUGAAGUCGGAGGAGGAGAGAAUAGAGAGGAGAUAGGGGGUGGAUGUAUGAUGGUGGGCUCGGAGAAGUAGAGGUAGGAGUUGCUGGAGGAGGAAGGAAGGAGAGGUAGGGAGUGGAUGUAUGAUGUUGCCUGAGGAGGGAAGAUAAGGGUGGAUGAAUGGUGGUGGGCCCGAAGGAGAUUAAGAGGGAGAAGAAAAGAAAUUGUGGGGAUGAGUUUGAGGAUGGUGAAGUGGGUGGUGGGCUUAUGCGGAGGAAACAAGGGAGGUGAUAAGGUAGGACGGGGUGGACGGUAGAGGGUGCAGGGUAGAGGAUAGAAAGAUAUGAAGUCGGAGGGGAGUAAGGAGGGAGUGAGAAAAAAGAGGAGGUGAGAUCUUGUGCUAAUAGCCAUGGAGUGGGAGAGAGAAGAGAGGAGAGGAUGAGAGCUUGUUGGUAAUGGGUAUGGAGUGGGGAGAGUAAAGAGAAGAGAGGAGGAAGAUGAUAAUGGGAGAGAGAGAGAGAAAGCAGCUCACAUGGGCAUUAAUUAGGGGUAUAUUGGGGAAUAAAAGAGUAUUGCUUAGGUGGCACUAGGCCUGCGGGUUUACAAGCAAAAAAGAGCUAUUUUUUGGGGAUUUUGGCUUGUUGACCAAGAAUUGGGGGUGGGGUAAUUUCCUUUUUGAUUUUGGGGGUUAGAAGCAGUUUUCCCUUCAUAUAAAUCUUACAUUUAUAAAAUUUUGAGAUAGGAUAUAUAGUUGCAAUAAAUAAUCAUUUAUAAUUAUAACCUUAUAAAAGUGAGAAACUUGAAUGCAGCAUAUGAAAAAUCUUAUUCUUUCUAGUAAGUUUAUCCUAAGUUUAUCUUAAUCUUUUGGUACCAAGUGUGCGACAACUGCUGGAUCUAGAGCAUGUUUUUAUCUGACUAAAAUUAGUACGCAGUUUUUAUUGUUUAUUAUUUAAAGUCUAACAAUUUUGAGGGGUUCCUACAUUUCCCUUUUGACCAUAUUAAAUGAAGCAAUUUCUAUGGUUAUGUAAUUUAUUCAAACAUGAUCGUUCUUUUUACUAGGAUUGGCCAUGCAAAUAUGUGAACCAUUAAAAGGAAAAUGAUAGUGAAAUAUCAUUUAUUUAGCUUGAUUAGGACCCCAUAAGAUAAUUUUAGCGCUCAACUACUAUAACGAUCAUUAGAUUAUUGUCUAGAAGUACAUCCUUUGCCUGUUAUAUAUUAAUAAUACCAUGAAGAUGCUAUACUAUGGAUCCAAAUUUAAAUUUUAGAUUUCUAAAUUGCAAGUCUGUAUUCGUUGGAUACUUGGAUAUGAUCUACUUCAAAUCCAAUCUCGGAUGAUUUCCAAUGUGUUUUAACAUGCAUAGUGUGUUGGAAAAACUUACAUUUCAGAAGUUUUAUAAAGUUGAAUAUUUUUUCCUUAUUACAUGAUUAAAAACAUAUCAAAAUCAUUGAAUGAUUUGUUUGCAAAAGUCCAUGUGUAUUACAUCACAUCUAAUUCAGUGGUGCGGAAAUUCAAUUUGAAAAUCCAAAUUGUAAAUUUUGGAUCUAUUCUUUCCACAUUUUGGAUACUAGAAUUUAGUAGCCUAUCUAAACUCCCUCAUGGAUUUCAUGUUAAAUUUUCCCAAUUGAUGAAAUGUCGCAUAUUUUCAUGAUUUUGAUAGACAUUCAGAGAGACCUUAUACUUAGUAGAUUAAAUAAAUGAACCAAGUCAUUCUUAGCCCAGGAGUUUUUCUUUAGCCACCUGGUCAAAUUUACAGUGAUGUCCCUAUAACAAAUCCUGGAGUUGAGCAGGUAUGGAGGCAAGUAUUAAUUCAAUCUCAGGACAACUUUUACAAUUAAACAUUUUAAAGUUUUCGAUAGCAAAUGAAAUUGUAGAAAGACGUUGCCACGAUUGUUAAAUCACUGAAUGAGGCUUGAAGAAAAAGAGAAGGAUACAAUUGCUUGCUUUAAUACUAGGAGAAAAUUUUAAAAGAGGCGGAUUUUAAAAAAUAUUUAGCAAAAUCGACCAUUUUGCUAAAUAUUUAGCAAAAUCGACCUCUUUUGGGCCAGCUCAUCAAGGUUGACCAAAAAGAUGUCGAUGUUGCAAAAUGUGGGCUUCAAAACACACGGGACUACUAGUCCCAAGUGUUUAGCUCUAGUUAAUCAGAGCAAAGCAAAACCCUCUCCACUUCUUCAAUUCUCUCACCAAACCAAAUCAAAGUCCCCCUGCCACCUCUCUAUCCUCCAAUUCUUCUUCCUCUUUGAUGUUGUUGUCGUCUUCUUCUAGGGUUUAGAGUUGGUUCUUCAUCUCUAUGUCGUCAUCAUCGACGAUCCCGAACGCUGCCAACAUCAAGAUCUGUCUCAACUCUGACUAUAAGGACCCCACAUCAAGGUCCUAGUUCUUGGAGCUGAAGGACUAAGAGCAAAGGGGCUCAAGGCCGAAGGCUAGGCUGAAGAGGACGGAGUAGUCGGUGAUGUUUGUGAAGCCGAUGGAGAGGAUGCAGUCGGCGAGGGUGAGGGGACCGAGGAGGUAGAGAACGAAGGUGAGGGUGCGAAGGUAAACGACCAGGUUCAUGGUGGUGACGGGGAGGGCGAGCAAGAGGAGGGAUCGGAGCUCGUCCAGGGUCUGGAGGCUUGGGUUUUGAGGUUGUCUUCCUGAGUUUUUGAGGUCGUCACAAUCUCCCUCAUUUGGAUCAACCUCGGCCCCCUCAUGCUCUUCCUCGGCCAAGACCCCUUCGUCGCCACCUCUUACUGCCUCUUCUCCCUCCUCGACCUCCUCACCAACUCCCUUCUCUAGCGCCUCCGCAUCACACGAGGGUCUGGAGCUUGUGUUUUUUGCUAUUGAAAACUCACGGGACUACUAUUCUCGUGAGAAUUAUGUGGUGUAUUAAGUGGCUGAUUAGCCAGCCUUAAACACACGGGACGAGUAGUCUGUUAGUCCCGUGUAUUUUGAAACCCACAUUUUGCAAAAUCGACCUCUUUUUGACCAGCCUUUGUGAGACGGCAAAAAAGAGAUCGAUUUUGCUAAAUAUUUAGCAUAAUAGUCGUUUUUGCUAAAUAUUUUUUAAAAUUGAUCUCUUUUAAAAAAACUCUCCUUAAUACUAUUAGUAUUAAGCUCGCCCUGUUGUGGGUAUUAUGAGUACUGAUUUUAAGGUUAAAAAAAUAUUACUUCAGCCUAAAGAGUAGAGAAAAUGACCCAAAAAAUUUACUGUAGCAUACAGAGUAGGCGUAAGAUCCAAAAAUUAUACUAUAGCAUGAACAGUGUUCACGGGGAAAUCGUUUACACGCUAAUAGUGUGCCGAGAAGAAGAAAAUGUUAUCUAGUAUGAACAGUGAUUUUAAUAUUCUGAAUCGUACUGUACCAAGAAUACUGUACCAAGAAUAGUGUUUGAUGUAGAAUGGAAGCUAAUUUUGAGGUUGUGCUUUUUAAGUUAGAGGUGGUAGAUAAUAGAUAGUAAUGCAUAACUGAUUGAGACGUGCUCAUCUUUGAUGGAACUCUCUAUCUCGUACACUAUUUCUGGGAGUUUGAUAGCACACACGUUGGGUGUACCUUCAACUAUUUCUCUGAAUGCGAUUGAAGAGGACGUAAGAUGCACUAUUAGGUUGCAGGAAUACAAGGGUCCAGAGUCCCUAGGGAUUUAGGUAGAGGACGGUUAAGGUUGGCCAUUGAGAUCUGAAGAUCUGAACAUAGUUUAAA
Molecule: messenger RNA, 6614 nt
Organism: Asparagus officinalis (garden asparagus)
Lineage: Eukaryota; Viridiplantae; Streptophyta; Magnoliopsida; Asparagales; Asparagaceae
Product: probable lipid phosphate phosphatase beta
Exons: 2
Coding region: 169-420 (83 amino acids)
Molecular function (GO): sphingosine-1-phosphate phosphatase activity
Source: RefSeq, a predicted model, not a curated record